CAGUGUGCGUCGCCACGAUCGAUCAGUCGCUCCCAGUUCCGGUGCUGGGGCGAUCAUGCGUCUUCUCAAAACCCUGUCCUCUCUCAAACGCCAAAGCCCUAAACCUCAUUUCCUCCAUUCGGCCGUCCGCAAACCUCUCUCACCUCACCCUCACUGCAGUUUCGCCACCGGCGCAGCAUCUAAAAGCUCGACUCGAUCCCACGCCGAGGAAAACAUCAACUGCAAGAAGAAGCCGCUCGAUGUGUUCUUCAAAGAAGCGGUGGGACUAUCCCCGAAAACAGACGAACGCGACAGGGAAAGCGGAUCCGAUGGUGCGAGAAGCGAGUUGGGCUUGAAACUGAAGCGGUUGGAGGAGGAGGUGAGGAUUCUAGAGAGCAGGGACGACGGACCGAAGAGUGAUGCGGCUGUUCCUGAGCAGGAUCAAAGGGCGCCGCCCGCGAGCUUGUACGAUCUCUACGUGGAUGGAAAGCGGGAAAAGCCUAAGAGGCCUCCCGAGGGUGUUCUUGUUAUAAAGGAUCUCUCUCCGUAUGCGGAGGCUUUCUUGUCUCAUUUGCACGAGGAAGGUUACUUUAGAGAGGCUAAUUUCUUGAAGAAGAAUGGGAAAUGGGACGCGAGCCGUUUCGAGGACAGUUACAGCAGAGAUUUCGUGAAAUUCGCGGCCGAGAAGUUCGGCAAGGACCAUCAAGAGAUUGCCAAAUGGUUGUCAGGUAGCGACUUGAAAAAGAUAGCUUUGUUUGGCUGCCCUUCCACUGCAAAAAAGAAUGUCUUUGCUGCUAAAAGAUUGCGGAGUUUCUUCAGUAUACAAGAGGACAAUGUGUGCAGAGAAUGCGUCUUGAGAGAAUCGUGCAAGUUUGUUAACCAGAGUGUAUGGAACAGCGAAACAAAUGCCUUGAGGUUGGAUACUGUGAUGAAGGUCAUCACUCUAUAUGCACUGGAAUUGGUACCUUCCCAGUUGAAGAUUACUCAAGAGCUGAAGGACUCUGUGAGUAGAAUGUUGAGAGACAUUCUGAAAUUGAGCCAAACCACUUUGCAAGUCUAGAGAAGGACUUAAACUACUCUCAGAUGCAAAACCACCAUCCGGGAUGAGUAAAGCUUGUUGAUAUAACUUUCACAUGCUGGAACAUGGGGUAUUUGCGAACCCAAUGUCUCUCCUUGAUGACGGAAUUGAAGUUAGAACGACGCGAGGAGAUGAAUAGUAGAACAUGCUGUGUGGUCUUGCCUGGAUGACUUUACAAGAUUGGAGAUGACCUCGCUGUGCAUCACCAGACUGAAGGUGUAAGUGUUUGACUUUUUUGACUCCUGAUGACUUGUCACAUUGCUUUUUCGAGAAAAGACCAGUGAAAUGAAGUUUUCAUUUAGAUAAAACUACUUAUUGCAAGUCGUGCUUCAUUCUGGGAACGUGGCUGGAGAAGGAUGACCAUCUGUGACUUUUGACCUU
This is a messenger RNA of Rhodamnia argentea, 1438 nucleotides long. RefSeq lists its product as uncharacterized. NCBI's taxonomy places the organism in Eukaryota, Viridiplantae, Streptophyta, Magnoliopsida, Myrtales, Myrtaceae. Gene Ontology annotation, cellular component: cytoplasm. Gene Ontology annotation, molecular function: mRNA binding. The record is from RefSeq and is a predicted model, not a curated record. The transcript is spliced from 4 exons. The coding region runs from base 56 to 1039 and encodes 327 amino acids.